Colias croceus (clouded yellow) is the source of this 1681-nucleotide messenger RNA. RefSeq names its product zinc finger and BTB domain-containing protein 14-like. The record is from RefSeq and is a predicted model, not a curated record. Lineage: Eukaryota; Metazoa; Arthropoda; Insecta; Lepidoptera; Pieridae. Gene Ontology annotation, molecular function: protein binding. The coding region runs from base 244 to 1080 and encodes 278 amino acids. Gene Ontology annotation, cellular component: nucleus. The transcript is spliced from 6 exons. Gene Ontology annotation, biological process: regulation of transcription by RNA polymerase II.
CAAUAAUAUUGUCCGAGCUUACUGCGCGGCCAGUGCUCAUUCAGAUAACAUUUUUAAUUCAGUGAUAAUGGAUGACGAUGAUCUCCAACAGUUUUCGUUGCGAUGGCAUAACCACCAGGUAGAUACACAGAGGACGGUGUUAUCUGACCACACUCACACGGACACCACACUACAAAUGGUGCAAACGACUGCAGCGCCCCCUUACCUCUAUAUCUGUUAUUUUGGAACACAAAUUGUGGUGUUAUGAAGAAUAAUGUUUGUAUCAUCGGGGCCCUAAGUCGAAUGCUAAACACUGGGGCCCUGAGUGAUGUCACACUGAAUGCGAAUGGAGUAUCGUUGCGAGCACAUAGGCUUGUACUGGCCGCUUGUAGUCAGUACUUUGCGCAAAUUUUUAAGGAAGUAGACGACACAAACACAGUGGUUGUGAUCGUCGACUGUGAGCCUUCAGACUUGCGGCAAUUGUUAACAUUCAUGUACACGGGCGAAGUGACAGCUGCCAGGAAACGACUACCCUCAUUGUUGAAAUUGGCACACUCCCUACAGGUUUCUGGAUUAACUGACGCUGAUACUAACCCAACUGACGUACCAAAAGAAAAUGAAUUAAUACAACCCACAAACGAUAUUCCAAUGGAAAGCCAGUCACCGCCAAUCAAUCUAGAAAAACCUAUUAUCAAUGAUUUCACACAGGACAAACCAAUAGAAAUAGCACAAGAUUUUAAUAAAGAAAUGCCUAAGGAUAUAUUAGCAAAAAAUGACAAACUAAGUAAAUUAGAUCAAAUUGUUCAAAAUUUAUAUAGUUCGCAUAAUAUUGGAAAUAUAGUAACGACACCGACGCCAUUGAUACCAAGCUUUACAGAACCCCCACAACCCCGCGACUGCGACAAAAAGUGGCGCACCCACUCUAUUUGCACUAUAUGCAACAAGCGUCUCUCGAACCAGUACAACCUGCGCGUGCACAUGGAAACACACGCGGGGCGGCGGCACGCGUGCAGAGCGUGCGACCACGUGUCGCGGUCGAGAGAUGCGUUGAGGAAACAUGUUGCUUAUCGGCAUGCCCAUACAGCAUUACGGCAUCCUUAAUGUGAAGAAGAUAUUUCAAAAGAACUGAAACACUAAUAAAAUCAAGCGUCCAAUUUAUUUACUCUUUAGAGGCCCACAAAUCCUUAACUUUAUUUAUUACUCUCUACUCUAUCAGAGGCCCCGCCCCAUAAGUCCGCUACCACAUCAAAUACUCCGCGUGCAGAGCGUGCGACCACGUAUCGCGCUCGAGAUACACCAAGGAAACAUGUUGCUUAUAGGCACACAUAUGCACAUACUGUGAUGCGGCAUCCUUGAUGUUAUGCGAAGAAGAUAUUUUAUUUAUAAAGAACUGGAACACUAAUAAAAUCAUGCGUCCACAAUACAGUCAAGAAUCAAGAUUAUACGAAUUUGUAUUAAUUCAAUUUUUUCUCGUAUAUAUGUAAAGACUGGACAGUUAGAUGCGGUAGUCUAGUACACCAGAUAGAUAGUAAUGCAAUAUAGUCUUGCGUAUGCAAGUUUACGCGAGAUUUCGUUUAUUUUAAAUUAAACUUUAUAAAAUUUUAGAAAAAUAGUUUUUUUCACAGUUACAUCGUUUUGUACCUAUACUUUAAUUUAUUUAGAAGUAAGAGGAUAAUGACAUCAUAUACAUAUUAAUUAUUAU